AAAUUUGUGGAAGAAUGUUUGUCUCUCUCAGCUCUAACCACUGUCCCACCCGGACUCCCUCUGCCUCCCUUAGCUUCCCUGUCUCUCAAUCCCACACUGCCUCCCGGUCUCUCCCAGUCCAUACGGCCCUACUGGAAUUUCUGUGGCCCCGGUCACGUAUCGAAGGUGACUCUUCCCUGUUCCCAUCAGGCGCGGGUCGCGGCGGUUGCCCCGGAGACGCGGCGGCGGCCCGCCCGGCAGAAAGGGAGGGCGCGUGUCCCCUUUAAGGCGAGACGGGCUGCGCGGUCGUGUCUCGCGGUAAUUGCUCGAGCCUGCCUCGCGAGAGCUCGCGAGCGCCGCCGGAUUGGCCAAGAGGGGUUGAAUGUAAGAUGGCGCUCAGCGAGAUCUGAGGAGAAGAAAGAGAAGAAAAAAUUAACACAAGGAAGAGACCGGCGAGCGGGUCGCACGCAAGGCGAGAGAUCAUAAAAACCCGAGCUCGUCCCCUGGCGCAGCAAGAGGACGGGGUCAGUCCCGGGGGGUAAGCGGGGACAGCCGACAGCCGAGGGAGACGGAGCCGGCGAGGGCGGAGCGGAGCGGCCUGGCCGAGACACAGAGGGAUCCCCCAGUGGGAGUUGUGGGCUGCCAUGAAUAACUCUCUAGAGAACACCAUCUCGUUCGAGGAGUACGUGCGUCUGAAGGCGCGCAGUGUGCCGCAGCACCGCAUGAAGGAGUUCCUGGAGUCCCUGGCCAGCAAGGGCCCGGAGGCGCUGCAGGAGUUCCAGCAGAGCGCCACCACCAUGGUCUACCAGCAGGGGGCGAACUGCAUCUACACCGACAGCACGGAGGUGGCCGGCUCACUGCUGGAGCUGGCCUGCCCAGUGCAGGUCCAAGUGCAGCAGGCCCCCCCGCAGCAGGCGCAGCAGCAGGUGGCUCCCGCGCAGCUCUCCCCACAGCUCGCGGCCGCCGUGCACCAGGCCUCCGAGCAGCAGAUUCAAGUGCAGGUGCAGAUCCAGGGGCAGCAGCAGGCGCAGGGAGGGGCGCAGGUCCUGCAGACGGCCAGCCCCACGCAGCAGCAGCAGCAACAACAACAGCAACAGCAGCAGCAGCUGUCGAGCUCGCAGCUCCAGGCCGUGGCUGCGGCCGCCCAGCUGGCAGUGCAGCACGGGGAGAUCUCCGAGGAGCAGCUCCAGCAGCACCAGAUCCAGGCUCAGCUGGUGGCGGCGGUGGCGGCCGGCGGGCAGCAGAUCCAGAUCCAGACCGUGGGGGCGCUGUCGCCCCAGCAGCAGGGACAGCAGGGCUCUCCGCGGGACGGCGAGCGGAGGGGCAGCACGGGGGGCGUCCUGCAGCCGGCCAAGAAGCGCAAGGUGGACAUGCCCAUCACGGUGUCCUAUGCCAUCCCUGGGCAGCCCGUGGCCACCGUGCUGGCCAUCCCCCAGGGGCAGCAGCAGAGCUACCUGUCUCUGCGGCCGGACCUGCUGACGGUGGACAGCGCGCACCUGUACAGCGCCACGGGCACGAUCACCAGCCCCACGGGCGAGACCUGGACCAUCCCCGUGUACUCCGCCCAGGCGCGCGGAGACCUGCAGCAGCAGAACAUCACCCACAUCGCCAUCCCGCAGGAGGCCUACGGCGCCGUGCACGUCACGGGCUCGCCCACCACGCUCAAGCUGGAGGAGGACAAGGACAAGAUGGUGGUGGCGGGCAAGGGCGUGGCCGUCGCCUCCUCGUCCGCCUCCUCGUCCUCCGCCUCCAUCGUGGCCUCCGCCGCCGCCGCGACCCCCGUGUCGGCAGCCACCCACGAGGAGGUGGUCCAGACGCUGGCCAACACGCUCUUCCCGGCGCAGUUCAUGAACGGCAACAUCCACAUUCCCGUGGCCGUGCAGGCCGUGGCCGGGGCCUACCCCAACGCCACGCAGUCCGUCCACAUCUGGGACCCCCAGCAGCCACAGGCCCAGCCGCAGCCCCAGGCCGGCCCUCCCCCGGGCUCCACCGCGCAGGAGCAGCAGCUGCAGGCGCAGACGGUGCAGGUGACGGAGGUCGACACUCAGCCUCAGGCGCCCCCCGACCUGCUGCUGCCCAACUCCCUGAAGCCCGAGGAGGGGCUGGAGGUGUGGCGGACCUGGGCCCAGGCGAAGAUGCUGCUUGCCUCCGGAGCCGAGCGCACGCGCUGCGAGGCGCCUGUGCUGGGUUCUGCGGUGGCGGUAGUGGAGCCCUCUCGCUCAGCCUGCCUGCCCUGUCCCCCCCCCCCCGUGCUGCAGUACCUGUUCGAGAACGGCCGCGUGGAUGACAUCUUCUCGGACCCCUACUACACCCGCUUCUCCCAGUGGCUCCACGAGGUGCUGAAGGACUGGCAGCCCCGAGUGCACCCCCUCGGUAAGGCUGCGCCCCGACUCUGGGCUCGCCCUCAACGCCCGCCCUCGUGCUUCUGCCGGGUUUCAGUCGGGUGGACCGCCCGGGGCAGUGCUGGAAACAAGAUCAUUCAUAACAUUGAAGAUGCUGCUGCUGUCCCCCUGACCCCUGUCCUCUCUCUCCGUCCCUUUCCAGUGACGGACGACAUGUACGCGGAGCAGGCCGAGAACCCCGAGAACCCCCUGCGGUGCCCCAUCAAGCUCUACGACUUCUACCUCUUCAAAUGCCCGCAGAGCGUGAAGGGCCGCAACGACACCUUCUACCUGACGCCCGAGCCCGUGGUGGCGCCCAACAGCCCCAUCUGGUACUCGACCCAGCCGAUCUCGCGUGAGCAGCUGGAGCAAAUGCUCACGCGCAUCCUCAUGGUCCGGGAGAUCCAGGAGGCGGUCGCCAUGGCGUCGGUGCACUAGGAGAGGGGAGGGGCCAAAGGAAGACUCCAGAGAGAGGAGGAUAAGGGGUGUUGGGGGCCCGGGGGGGAGGGGUGUUGUGAUUUGGACUGUACUCUUGCGCCCUCAGUACUUGCCUCUCUCUCUGUUCCCCAUCUGCUCUCCUGUGCCCUCUCUCUUUCUCCUGAAUCUCUCUCUCUCUCCCUUCUGCAGUCUCUCCUCUCUUCUCCCCCCCUCUCUCUCUCCCUCCGUCUCUCCUCUCUCUGCCUUUCAGAAAGAGCUCUCCAGAGACAGAAGUCCCCCUUCCCCGGACUGCGCCAAAACAGCCUGGGCUGUCCUCACUCGCGCUGAGACAGACCCGCCACAGGACAGUUACAAAAACAGUUGCCUAUCUUAAAUGUUUUUUUUUUUAAAGUUGCGUUUUAUUUUUUAAUCAACCAAUAAAUGUAUUCGUUUCCUUUAGGCAAAGAGCCUUUUAUUAUUUAAAAGACUACUGCUUCAAAAAGGAAGGAAAAAAAAAACUGGCGUGAUAUAUGCAACAUGCAUUUUACCGAGCAAUUACGAUUCCUCUGCCUGGACAUGGACAGGUUCUUUUUUUUUUUUAUUUCUUCCAUUGUAAUUCCCUUUCCUUUGAUCGUUUUCUUAUUUAAUGGAACGAAAGCUGGUCUCUCUGACCUGGCUCCUAUCAUGAGGAGCAGCCUGGGAUCUCAUCCUUUCCUUCCAUGACCUGCAGUGCUGGGAUGGCGCCAGUCUGUUGGAGGCUUGUGGGAACUUGACUAUUGCCCGAAUACGCUCCGCGCCUCGGAGCGGGAGAGUCCGGAGGGGAGGCGGACAGGACGACGUGCAGCAAGGAAAGAAAUCGAAACCCGGAAUGGACUCUCUUGGCCGGGAGAGAGCUGGGUGGCUGCGAGGAGAUAAAACGGAAUGCGAGUGGGAGGCCGGCCGGAGGAGCCGACCGAAGGGACGACGCCUUUCAAAGGAUUUUCUUUAAAAUCUCUGGAGGAUCCCUCGCGAUCGGCGGCGAAAUGGCCUUUUCCGGCCACGGACAGUACAGCCGGCUGGUUUUCUUCUUGUGUGUCCUGGGGGAUUGGGAGACUCGCUCACUCUUCCCCAGCCCUGCCAGGUAGUCAUGAGCACCACCCCAGCGCCCCCUGCAGGCGCCGUCUGGACAGUCCGUUACAGGUCUCCGGGCUUCAGAACUGCAUUGUAUCAUAAACACUCUUGUAUUAUAUAUGAUAAAAAGGAGACCACUUUUUUUUGGUUGUUUUUUUUUUAAAUUCCUUGUCUCUCUCAUAUAUAUUCGUAUUCUAGUCGUUUAUCAAGGAUGGCAAAGCACGUGUUUUCAAACAUGCCUUUUGUACAGCGA
This is a messenger RNA of Lepisosteus oculatus (spotted gar), 4140 nucleotides long. Lineage: Eukaryota; Metazoa; Chordata; Actinopteri; Semionotiformes; Lepisosteidae. The record is from RefSeq and is a predicted model, not a curated record.